UUUUCAAUAUAAAAGUUGAAAUCACGCGCCACCGCCGCCAUAUCCCACUGCUACCGUAACCACCGUGGGAAGAAGCUUAAAGAAUGAGAGAUGGUAGUCUAAUGAUCAUAUGUCGCUCAGAUAGAGAAAACCUCCCGAACACGCUUUUCUUUUCUCGUCUCCUCUUCUUAUUCUUCCCGCAUCAACUCUGAGCUGAGAACUCAUCGGGCACCAUUGCAGUGUGCCAAUCGCGAAUAAAUUAGUCCUAAAUUGGAGCCCUAAUUUUUCUGAAAUCGCACGAAUGAGACGGCCCUUCAUCUUUCUGCUGCUGCUGAAGAUCGUUUAUUCUUCGUGUACGGGAUGUUUUGCCAAUGAGGAAACCUCUCUUACCUUUUCAAAUCCUACCACCUUCGAACACUAUCGCUCGGUUUUGCCCGUUAUCAACGAGAAAGAUGUAGCAGUGGCACUAGUUAUCGAUGUCGAUGGAGAAAUGUAUAUGUGGGACUUUAAUUCGAGGAAAGUUGUAUGGUCAUGGUCGUCGGGAUUUCCUAUAUAUGCUGCUUAUCAGAAUUUUAAUGAAACGAAUGCAUCCGAGCCUGUAAUUGAGUAUGCUGAUAUUGAUGAUGAUUGGCAACUAUAUUUCUAUCGAAGAAACCCGUUCACGAAAGUGAAACCGUCAAAAACUGUGGAAGACUAUAUUAGAAGUACUCCACAUGUCUCAAAAGAUGGAGGAGUAACAGUAGGAUCAAGGAGAAGCACCGUUUAUCUUGUUGAUGCUAAAUCUGGAAAGUUAAUUCGGACGUAUAAUUUGGCAGAUACUCCGUCAGUAUUGAGUUUUCAGAAUGGGGUGGAAAAUCAAGUUGUGUUGACACAGGAUGCGAAAGAGUUCAUAUCAUCUGGGGAUGAAGAUUCUGAAACAGUUGAACAACUCCUUUACAUCACAAGAACAGACUAUGCAUUGCAGCACCAUUCUCCUGUCACUGGAAAAGUUCUGUGGAAUGUGGCAUUUUCAGAUUUUGAUGCUACUUUUAAGUUUCCUAAUUCAGGGACUGAGUUCGGUGCUAAGUAUAAAGGCGAAUUGCCUCAUGAGAUUAAGCCUGUCAUCCUGCGGAUUCGUGAUCAUAGUUGGAAGAAGUCUCUUUCCUUAUAUGACAAACGAUUUUAUGGAUUUCCUGGUGGUGGACCUCUCCCUUUGCCUAAUCUUGAUUCAGAACACAGUCUUGUCCCGGUACCUUUAGGCCAAAUUUCAGUAUCUUCCAAAAGUACUACAAGUGGACAAUUACUUGCGCUGCCUUCUCCUAACAAUGAAAAUAAUGGGAUAAAUGACAGUGGAGUUACUGAAAUGAUCUUCAUGACCCUUACAGCUGGAAUUGUUGCAAGGUUUCCUUUACAAUAUUUUAUUCCAUUUCUGCCUACACAAGGUUAUGGAAAAUCGUUAUUUUAUUUUGCCUUUUUAUUUGCCAUUGGUUUUAUCUGUUACGGUUAUGUCAAGUUUAGGAAGCAGAAUGAACUGAAUAAGAAGUUUGAAGAAUUUAAAACGCAAGUCCCUGUUCCUAAAAAGAAGAAAACUCGAAGAUUGGGAAAUAAAAAGGGUAGUGACAAUAAUGAGAAAAGCCCACAGUACACCAAUGAUAUUGAUGACUAUAAGGCUGGACAUGCUGAUGAUGAAGGAAGUAAAAAUAACUUCCUGUUGACAUUUACUGAUGCCAGCGAUCGUAUUGAUGGACGUAGAAUUGGGAAGUUAGUUGUUUCCAGUAAAGAAAUUGCUAAGGGUAGUAAUGGGACUGUUGUUCUUGAGGGAAUCUAUGACAGUCGUCCUGUAGCUGUUAAACGGCUUGUGCAGACUCAUCAUGAUGUGGCUUUGAAGGAGAUUCAGAAUCUAAUUGCUUCUGAUCAACACCCAAAUGUUGUUCGUUGGUAUGGAGUCGAGUAUGAUCAAGACUUUGUAUAUCUUUCUCUGGAGCGUUGUAUGUGCAGCUUAAAUGACUUGAUUUAUAUUUGCUCCAAGACUUUCCAAAGUCAAGUUAUUGCCAAUGAUCAGGAUUUAGAGCUUGUAGAUGAGUACACUCUUAACCUAUACAGCAUUCAGAAAAAGAACAAGGAUGUUGAAUUGUGGAAGGCCAAUGGAUUCCCUUCUCUUCAGUUGUUGAAAUUGCUGAGGGAUGUGGUCUCUGGGAUUGUUCAUCUGCAUGAACUUGGCAUUAUACAUCGAGACUUGAAACCCCAGAAUGUUUUGAUCAACAAAGAUAGAUUUUUAACUGCAAAACUUUCUGAUAUGGGAAUUAGUAAAAGACUCCCAGGAGAUCAAUCUUCCAUAACACAGCAUGCUACUGGAAAUGGAAGUUCAGGCUGGCAAGCUCCGGAACAACUUCUUCAUAAGCGCCAAACACGGGCCGUAGAUUUAUUUAGCUUAGGAUGUGUUCUCUUCUUUUGUGUUACUGGGGGUAAACAUCCGUAUGGUGACAAUAUCGAGCGUGAUGUAAAUAUUGUUAACGACCGUAAGGACCUGUUCUUGGUGGAGAAUAUGCCAGAAGCCAUGGAUCUUUUUACUCGUCUCUUGGAUCCCAAUCCUGACUUGAGGCCAAAAGCCAUGGAUGUACUGCAUCAUCCUUUCUUUUGGAGUUCUGAGAUGAGACUCUCGUUUCUACGAGACGCUAGCGAUCGCGUUGAACUAGAAGAUAGAGAGAAUGAAUCUGAGCUGUUGAAUGCGUUAGAAAGUACAGCAGCUGUCGCGUUGAAUGGGAAAUGGGAUGAAAAGUUGGAAGCUGCUUUCAUCAAUAACAUUGGCCGAUACCGGCGGUACAAGUAUGGCAGCGUUCGAGACUUGUUACGUGUCAUUCGGAACAAGUUGAAUCACUACCGCGAACUUCCCCAAGAAAUUCAAGAAUUGUUAGGGUCUGUUCCUGAGGGAUUCGAUGGUUAUUUCUCAAGUCGAUUUCCAACACUCCUUAUUGAGGUUUAUAAAGUGAUGCACAAGCAUUGUGUAGACGAAGAAUUCUUUGUCAAGUACACCACUACCAAUCUCAUGUAAUUUAAAUAUUUUCUUUGUUUGAUUGUAACUACGUAAAAGAAACUGUAUAAUAUAAUUUAACACUAAAAUAGUAAUUAGUAAACUGUAACUGAAUAUACUAAUAUUGAAAGUGUUGUCUUCACUUCACUUUAGUUUAGAUUACUAAAGAGCCAAACAAUAGUCACAUUUGCCCAUAUUCUUAA
Cannabis sativa is the source of this 3192-nucleotide messenger RNA. Its product is annotated as serine/threonine-protein kinase/endoribonuclease IRE1b. The record is from RefSeq and is a predicted model, not a curated record. Gene Ontology annotation, cellular component: IRE1-TRAF2-ASK1 complex. Gene Ontology annotation, biological process: protein phosphorylation; mRNA processing; intrinsic apoptotic signaling pathway in response to endoplasmic reticulum stress. NCBI's taxonomy places the organism in Eukaryota, Viridiplantae, Streptophyta, Magnoliopsida, Rosales, Cannabaceae. Bases 281 to 3010 code for a protein of 909 amino acids. The transcript has 7 exons. Gene Ontology annotation, molecular function: RNA endonuclease activity; ATP binding; protein serine/threonine kinase activity.